AUGGUAAGAAACACGUGUGCUUCCCGAGUAGCUGCCCUGAAGUGCAAUGAGCAGUUCUCUUGGAUGUCACACUACUUCAUCCUAGUAUGGGAAGAAGGAGGUUCAAAAAAGGAAGGCAAGAGCAAGAGGAAACGUAAAAAGGCUAUGAGGAGGGAAUAUGCACACCGCAUCUGGAGGUGGAAGUUCUUGAAGCAACUCCAAGAUACUGGGAUUCACAUGGAACAGCAUGUAGUUAAGAGUAAAAAGAGAUCCAUACACUAUGUCGUGCUUGGUGCCCCCUGGACCGUCCUCUGUCAAUAUGCCGAGAUUCUCAGGAUAAAGAUGCCCCUGCAGGUCAUGCCGAGUCAGACUUUUAAUUGGUCCGAAUACCUAAUGAAGAAACUGGGCAUCCCUAACCCGCUCUACCAGGAGGUUCCCCAAAUGCCUCAGGACUACUACACGUACCCGUUCAAGGAGGACGAGUUAUCCAGGUUCAUGGGGAGCGAGAAUCCGCAGACCUUCUUUGCCAGCACCCAAAGGCACCAGAUCCUCUAUGGGAUCUUGGAGAAGACGUCGUUUGGGCAUCAAAGGAGGGGCCUGUUUGGGAUCCAGCAGCUGCUCUCCCAGAAAGUCUUCCACGCAGCCUUCCCUCCACAUGACGGCCCCUACCAAAUCCCUCCCGAGGGACUGCCCUCUCAGGAUUUGAACCAGCGUCAGAUCCUCUUCCGAUACUGGGCCAAGUGGAGCAAAUGGAGGAAGUAUCAGCCAAUGUAUCACAUCCGAAGAUACUUUGGAGAGAAGAUAGCCUUCUACUUUGCCUGGCUGGGGUUUUACACAGCGUGGCUCCUGCCGGCGUCAGUGGUUGGGAUCGUGGUGUUCCUCUCGACCUUCUUCGGCUCGGGCACAGACAUCCCAACGGAAGAAAUCUGUAACGCCUCGACGGACUACGAGAUGUGUCCCUUGUGCGAGGACUGCCCGUUCUGGAAGCUGUCCACCAUCUGCGAGGCUGUGAAGACCGGCCAGCUCUUCGACAACAAGGGCACCGUGUUCUUCAGCGUGUUCAUGUCUCUGUGGGCCGUGAUGUUCCUGGAGAACUGGAAGCGGAAGAGCGCCCGGCUGGCCUACCAGUGGGACUGCUCUGACUUCAAGGAGCAGCCUCUGCCCCAGUUUGCCAUCGUGGCACCGCUGGCCGCCUGGGACCUGACCGCUCACCGAGAGGAGCCCUUCCAGAAGAACGACUUCCAGCACAUAUUCGUGGCAGGCGCCAUCAUCGCUGUCAUGGCGGCCGUCGUCACACUGCUCUUGAUAUCCAUCAUCUUGUACCGGGCUGGCGUCUCCAUCUUGGUGUCCAAAUCCAGCAGUAUCUUCCUUUUGACGUGGGGAGCAGAGAUCUCCAAUUUCACUAGCGCCGUGUUGAAUCUUUCCUUCAUCCUCCUCCUCAUUAAAAUCUAUGUCCCAAUUGCGUAUGUGCUGACCAGCUGGGAAAUGCACAAAACGCAGUCCAAGUUUGAAGACGCGCUUGUUUGGAAGGUGUUCAUUUUCCAUUUUGUCAACAUCUACUCCGUUCCCAUCUACAUCGCCUUCUUCAAGGGAAGGUUUUCAGGUUACCCGGGACACUACGGCACCUUCUUUGGCCUGAAAAAUGAAAACUGCAUUAAUGAUAGCUGUCUUAUCGAGCUUGCCCAAGAAAUGCUAGUCAUCAUGGUGGGGAAACAAAUCUUCAACACCCUGUUGGAAAUCUUCAUUCCGAAACUGCAAUCAUGGAAACAUAAACAAAAGCUUCGCUCCAGGCGUAAGAGGAAAAAUGAGAGGACCUCGGAGACCCUUUGGGAGGCCAACUAUGAGCUUCUGGAAAGCCAAGGGCUGUUUCAGGAAUACCUGGAGAUGGUGAUACAGUUUGGAUUCAUCACUAUUUUCGUGGCGGCCUGCCCUCUCGCUCCUCUGUUUGCCCUUCUCAAUAACUGGCUGGAGAUCCGAACGGAUGCCCAGAAGUUUGUCUGCCAGUACCGGCGCCCCAUGGCAGAAAAAGCCCAGAACAUCGGCAUGUGGUUCUUCCUUCUGAAGUUUAUCACCCAUUUGGCCAUCAUCAGUAAUGCUUUCCUCAUCGCCUUCACGUCCAACUUCCUGCAGAGGACCUACUACCAGUACGCCUACUCCUCCGGCCUGCACGGCUACCUCAACUUCACGCUGGCCCAGGCCCCCAUGACCUUCGUCUCCCAGUACAACCACACGUGCAGGUACCAGGCUUUCAGAGAAGACGACGGCCAGCACUCCUUUACUUUCUGGAGGCUUUUAGCCAUCCGUCUGGCCUUCGUCGUCGUGUUUGAGCACGUCAUCUUCUGCGUGGCGUGGCUCAUCGACCUCGUCGUCCCCGACAUCCCGGCCUCCGUGAAAAUGCAAGAGGAGCAGGAGCACUUUGUGGCCAAGCAAACCCUGGCUGACUACAAGGUCCUUCCUUGAGUCCUUGAGGCCGAAGACCCAGCCCCGAAGCCAGAACGGGGUGGGCAGCGCCGGCGGCCAUUCCCAAGCCUGAUGGGAACGACC
This is a messenger RNA of Gracilinanus agilis (Agile Gracile Mouse Opossum), 2523 nucleotides long. RefSeq names its product anoctamin 7 (gene ANO7). Gene Ontology annotation, molecular function: chloride channel activity; protein dimerization activity. Gene Ontology annotation, cellular component: plasma membrane. Gene Ontology annotation, biological process: chloride transmembrane transport; calcium activated phospholipid scrambling. Bases 1 to 2439 code for a protein of 812 amino acids. The record is from RefSeq and is a predicted model, not a curated record. NCBI's taxonomy places the organism in Eukaryota, Metazoa, Chordata, Mammalia, Didelphimorphia, Didelphidae. The transcript is spliced from 22 exons.